This is a messenger RNA of Yamadazyma jaroonii, 849 nucleotides long. Lineage: Eukaryota; Fungi; Ascomycota; Pichiomycetes; Serinales; Debaryomycetaceae. The record is from the annotation of a GenBank genome assembly.
AUGCUGUCAAUUAGAUCUGCUGGAUGUCUUAUUAUUGGAGAUGAAGUAUUGAAUGGUAAAAUAUUGGAUACUAAUUCUCAUUAUUUUGCUAAGAAUUGUUUCAAUAAAUUAAAAAUCCCAUUAAAGAAGACCAUUGUUUGUGGGGAUGACAGAAAUGAUAUAAUUGAAAGUCUCAAGAUUUUAACUAAUGAUUGUGAUUUCGUCAUAACUAGUGGUGGUAUAGGUCCAACUCAUGACGAUAUAACUUACGAAUCAAUAGCAGAGUUUUAUAAACUUCCUGUGAAAAUCCAUGAACCAACAGUUGAAAGAAUGGAACUGUUGAGAAAAGACUACCUACAGAACUUACAACAAAACAAAAAAGAUGCAUUCCUUAGAAUGGCCACGUUUCCUUAUGAUGUUAAUGAUAAAAUUAAAGUAGAUUAUUUAUACACUGACCCUAAAUUAUGGGUUCCUGUGGUCGGGUUGAACCAACAAGUUUAUAUACUUCCUGGUGUUCCGCAAUUAUUUCAACAACUAGUUGAUAGUCUUGGAGAUCUUCUCUCUCAAAGAAUUGAAGGUACUUCAUUAAGAAGAUAUUAUGUGAAGACAACUACCAAGGAAAGUGAUUUGGCACCUUUCCUUUCAUCUUUGCAACAUAAAUGUGAUGAAGAGUUUGGAGGAAACGUCGUUAAAUUGGGAAGUUAUCCUCACUUCAGUUGGAAAAUUAAUACUAUAAGUAUCAUAGGUAAUGAAAAAGUUAAUGAUGAAAAGUUAAGAGAUAUAGUUGAGCAAGUUCUUAAGAAUAUUGGUGGGGAAGCUAAAGAAAUCUCCAUUGAGGAAGAAGAAAAAUUGACUACUACAGAUCCGUAA